CAGAAUGGUAAUUGAUGGGCGUCAAUGUCACUGAGCUAAAUGCGGAUGAUAUAAAACGGAUGAUCUGACUCGUAGUAAGUAUCAGUCAUUCGUCUGUCUUCAGUCUCUAUCGUUUAACAGAGAAAAUUAAGUAGCUCACAAUCAAAAUCACCAUGCAAUUCCAAGUGACUUUCGCAGUACUCGCCGCGGUCAUGUGCUUCACUGCUGCCGCCCCAGCAACCGAAGAAGUCAAAUCGUCGCCUUCCACAUCUGCCCAAUCUGCCGUUUCCGGUACCGAUCGUGGCAAACGGUUCGUGGCCGUCGCUGCACCUUACGUAGCCGCCACACCGUACGCCGCCGCUGCACCUUACGUGGCCGCCGCACCGGUGGCCGCCACACCUUACGUGGCAGCUGCGCCCUACGCCGCCGCCCCUUACGUAGCCGCUCCAUACGCUGCCGCCCCGUACGCAGUUGCUUCCCCGUACGCCGCCCCUUACGUCUCGUCGUACACCACUUACCCAUACGUAGCCAAGACCCUGGCUUCCCCGUACGCUUACUUCCGAUGAACGGCCUCAUUUCACUCUUCUCUACCCACAUCUAUAACCAGGAAACAAGGGCGACGACACGUCACUACGUGAUGAUGUAACGUGCAGCUCCCUUCGAGUUACUUAUAUAUUCUCAAUUAAAUAACUUAAUAAAAAUAAAAAUUGUUUAACUCUGAUUGAAAUGUAUUCGAAAAUAUGAAAAUAUGUAUUGUUGAAUAUAUAUGAUAUGUAAAUAAAAACUUAAUUUUUCUUAUUGA
Messenger RNA from Aphis gossypii (cotton aphid), 781 nucleotides. Its product is annotated as testis-specific gene A8 protein-like. NCBI's taxonomy places the organism in Eukaryota, Metazoa, Arthropoda, Insecta, Hemiptera, Aphididae. The record is from RefSeq and is a predicted model, not a curated record. Bases 153 to 545 code for a protein of 130 amino acids. The transcript is spliced from 2 exons.